This is a messenger RNA of Tilletiopsis washingtonensis, 2421 nucleotides long. RefSeq lists its product as hypothetical. The coding region runs from base 160 to 2286 and encodes 708 amino acids. Gene Ontology annotation, biological process: regulation of DNA-templated transcription. The transcript has 3 exons. Gene Ontology annotation, molecular function: DNA-binding transcription factor activity, RNA polymerase II-specific; zinc ion binding. The record is from RefSeq and is a predicted model, not a curated record. NCBI's taxonomy places the organism in Eukaryota, Fungi, Basidiomycota, Exobasidiomycetes, Entylomatales.
CAUCUGCCUCGCACCCCAUCCUCCUGACCGACCUGCUCCCAUCCCCCAUCUCUCGCGCGGCUCCCGCGCGCCCUCGCGCUGUCCUCGCCCUCGCCCUUGCCCUCCUCUGUCCCGGCCGCGUCUCGCGCCCCUCUCGCGUGCAGCGCCGCCACCUGCUCGAUGCCUCACCACUUUGCACCCGGCCAUCCCGGCCUCUCACGCACGCAGUCCAGCAGCUCCAUCACCUCGGCUCGCGGCUCUGCCAACCUGUCGCGCGGCGGCUCCUCCUCGUCGCUCGGCAAUGGCGACCAGCCGGGCCCCUCCUCGGAGAAGCCACGGCGCGGCCGUGUCGGCAUGGCCUGCGUGCACUGCCGCACCCGGAAGAUCCGCUGUGACGGCACUCAGCCGACUUGCGCAACAUGCGACCGCCUCAAGCGCGAGUGCGUCUACGAGUCUGUCACGGAAGAGGAGAACCAGCAGACUCGCGAGCGGAAGCGUGUCGGCAAGGAGGCGCGUGAGAGCCGGCUCAUCCAGCUCGCCCAGCUCGGCAUCGCCAUGCCGCCGCCCGCCUCACCCUCCGUCCUUGGAACGCAAGCGGCGAUCAGGGCACGGCAUCGGCACAGCGCCCUCGUGGCCCGGUCGGCGCGUGACGCUCCGUAUGCUCGCCCGCCGCCCAGCCUCAGCUCCGACUCACCGUACUUUGCCAGCGACGUCGCCAGCGUGCUGGGCAUCCCGCCCGGCUACACAUCCGAGCAUCUUGUCCACGACGUGCAGGGUCGCCGACGCGGCGUCACACUCUCUGGCUACGAGCCUUCAUACGCUGCCCUGAGUGGAUAUACCUCACAGCCAGGCAUGGUCCUCGACUCUGGCACCUCGCCCUACGCCUCGCACCCUGGACAGCAGCCGCACUUCUCGCCCAACUCUCUCUCGCAGCCCAGCACACCGGAAGAGGCGUACAUGGUGCACGCCAACAUGCUGCAGGCCGGCCUGGCUCGGGAACAAGGCAUCACGCCUCCAGUCUGGACCGCUGAGCCGAGCGUGCUGGCGCAGCAGCGCAGCGUCACCGAGCCCGGGCCGCACGCGACGCGCGUCGCCUGGCAAGACGUCCCGGCCAUGGGCGCUGCGGCCCCAUCCACGACAAUCACGACGACGGCCCAGUGGGCAGCCGACCCGUAUUCGCAGCCCACGCCGCCCGGCUGGACGCUGGAGGCCUUGCAUGCCGCCGGCGCCGAGGAGGCACGCUCGGCAAUGGCACGUCGCCGCAGCUCUCUCGACCAUCUGCGUCGCCCGUCGCAUGUCGGGGCCUCGACUGCGGCCUUCUUUCACCGCGUCGUCGGCGCGGCGGUGGCCAGUGACAUUCAGCCCAUCCCUGCAGCUGGUGAGCACGUCUCGCCCGGACAGGUGAACGUCAACGCGGCAUUGGCGCUCUCGCGCCCUCUUCCGUCCGGCAUGGGCGCGAACGCGCCGGACUACGCCGCCAGCGGCCUCAUGCGGGAAGCCUCCUCGUCGGCCAUGUCUUUCCACGACCCAUGGAAUGCUUCUGCGGCGUCGGCCUCGCCCACAAGUCUGGCGGGAAGCGCCAGCUCACCGGCCUUCAGCCAGGGCCAGCAGCAUCUCGAGCCCAGCACCGGCAGCACCUCCUAUCUGUCGCACCGCGGCUCCAACACGUCCUCCGUCGGCGUGCCCUCGCCGCUUCGCGAGAUCUCCGACAGCGACGGCACGAGCUCCGGCCACCCUUCGGCGUAUGUGUCGCCGGCGAGCAGCAUGCAUGUGCCGGCGCGCUCGGGCAGCUCGCAGCACGGCGGCAGCAUCGGCAGCGUCGGCCCGCGGCGCCGCAGCGCGCAGUCGUCCAACUCGCCGCUCGAGCGAGCAGACGCAGGCUACUCGCUGCCGACGGCCUCGUCACCGCUGUCGGCGCCUGCGCAGGGCAUGCCGGCGCCUGCGCAGGGCAUGCCGGCGCCUGGCGACUGGGCUACGCUGCGCCACGCGCACGGCUCGCCGCUCCUCUCGCCCGACACGGAGCUAUCGACGGGGCUGUUUGCGAUGAGCUAUGCGAGCGCGUCGCCGAGCUACGCCUCGUCCGCGGCCAGCAGCCACUCGGGCAUCCAUGCUCCGCACCUGAGCACGCCAGCGCUGCAUGCCACCAUCGCGACCGCGCUGCCUUUGGAGCAGCAGCAGGCGACGCCGCAGCCGCAGAUACAGGACGCCCAGUUCAGCUGGGCCUCGGCCAGCGAGGGGGGCGAUCAGGGCGCCAGUCCGUCGCAGCCGCCGUACGCGGCCGACUUCAGCAACGAGUCGUGGUACUGAGGCGCCGGCCGCCGAAGCAUGCCGCCACGCACAGCGAGGGGCUGCUGGGCGCAUUCUUAUUGCGCGCUACGUGGACGCGUCACACAAAAGCCAUGCUCUCUCCCACCUCUCUGCCGCGCCUUCCUGUUGCGGGCG